Messenger RNA from Sebastes umbrosus (honeycomb rockfish), 1854 nucleotides. RefSeq names its product sodium-dependent phosphate transport protein 2A-like. Gene Ontology annotation, molecular function: sodium:phosphate symporter activity. Bases 1 to 1854 code for a protein of 617 amino acids. Gene Ontology annotation, biological process: sodium-dependent phosphate transport; intracellular phosphate ion homeostasis. Lineage: Eukaryota; Metazoa; Chordata; Actinopteri; Perciformes; Sebastidae. The transcript has 12 exons. The record is from RefSeq and is a predicted model, not a curated record. Gene Ontology annotation, cellular component: brush border; apical plasma membrane; vesicle.
AUGGUGGAAACACAGCGAGUGAAAACUGUGGUAUCUGCUCUCUGCAAAAUCCCGCUCCCGUUUCUGCUCCUGUACCUCUUUGUGUGCUCUCUUGACAUUUUAAGCUCUGCCUUCCAACUAGCUGGAGGCAGGGUAGCAGGAGAUAUCUUCCAGGAAAAUGCCAUCCUGUCUAACCCAGUGGCAGGGCUGGUGGUGGGAAUACUGGUGACAGUGUUAGUUCAGAGCUCCUCCACCUCUACCUCCAUUAUAGUCAGCCUCGUCUCUUCUGGUUUGCUGGAUGUUCAGUCAGCCAUUCCUAUCAUCAUGGGCUCCAACAUCGGAACAUCAGUCACCAAUACCAUUGUUGCUCUAAUGCAGGCUGGGGAGAGAGAGGAGUUUGAAAGGGCAUUUGCUGGAGCUACAGUCCACGACUGUUUUAAUUGGCUGUCUGUCCUGGUGCUUCUGCCUCUGGAAGCUGCGAGUGGGAUGUUGAGGCGACUGUCACAGGCCGUGGUCGACACACUACAGCUCAGUACUGGAAAAGAAGCUCCUCCUGAACUUCUUAAAGUCCUCACUGAGCCACUCACUAAAAUGAUUAUCCAGCUGGAUCGGUCAGUCAUUACAGCCAUCGCUACAGGAGACCAGAGUGUGAGGAACAAGAGUCUGGUGAAGCAUUGGUGUCAAAGUACAACCGUGAAGGACAAUGAAACAUCCUGGGGAACACACAACCUUUCAGAACAUACACAGAAAUGUAGGCAUCUCUUUGUGGACUGCUCUUUGUCAGACUUGGCCAUAGGUCUGAUCCUUCUGGCUUGCUCCCUGUUGGUGCUGUGCAGCUGUCUGAUACUGCUGGUUAAACUGCUCAACUCACUGCUGAAGGGCCAGGUGGCCAGUGUUAUUAAUAAAGUUGUUAAUACAGAUUUCCCCUUCCCGUUUACCUGGCUGGCAGGUUAUCUGGCUCUAUUAGUGGGAGCAGGCAUGACCUUUUUGGUUCAGAGCAGUUCCGUCUUCACCUCUGCCAUCACUCCUCUCAUAGGGAUUGGUGUGAUCAGUAUUGAAAGAGCCUACCCUUUAACCCUGGGUUCCAACCUUGGAACAACUACAACAGCUACACUGGCAGCCCUGGCUAGUCCUGGAGAUAAGCUAGCUGCUGCUACACAGGUUGCUUUGUGUCAUUUAUUCUUUAACCUCUUUGGUAUCCUGCUGUGGUAUCCCUUGCCAGCCACCCGCUUACCCAUACGUAUGGCCUGUGCCCUUGGCAACAUCACUGCCAGGUACCGCUGGUUUGCCGUUUUGUACCUCCUCCUCUGCUUCCUGCUGCUCCCAUCCCUUGUGUUUGCCCUCUCCAUGGCAGGGUGGAAGGUGAUGACCGGGAUUGGUGUCCCAGUCAUUACGGUGAUUAUAUCUGGUGCAACAGUAAACAUGCUCCAGGCGUGCAGACCUGAUUGUUUGCCACCUAGACUGCAGAACUGGGACUUUCUUCCUGUUUGUAUGACCUCGCUGCAGCCCCUUGAUGACCUCAUCACCGGGGUGACCCUAUGGUGCAGGCACGGAAGAGGUUGGAAUUGCAAGGGAAAUGAUGGCCCAGAAACAUCACUGGAGGGCGUUGCUGUCAACCCUGAGAGAACAAUUGGAGAGAAAUGGAAGCAGAGUGGGGAAGGACAAGAGAUAAUAGAUAAGAGCUGGCGGAAACAAAGAGAACUGGACAAACCUGGAUGUUGUGAUCUACAAUACAAUGAGGAAAACAACCGAGACAACACAGCCCCCGACAUGUCUUCAGAGAACAACAUAUUAAGCUUGGCUGCAGUGUUGUCCAUAAAUAAAGACACAAACUUAACCAAUCAGGGCACUCAACUGAGCAGCACUCACUUAUAG